This is a messenger RNA of Molossus molossus (Pallas's mastiff bat), 2148 nucleotides long. RefSeq names its product bestrophin 4 (gene BEST4). The transcript has 9 exons. The coding region runs from base 1 to 1392 and encodes 463 amino acids. Gene Ontology annotation, molecular function: chloride channel activity. Lineage: Eukaryota; Metazoa; Chordata; Mammalia; Chiroptera; Molossidae. The record is from RefSeq and is a predicted model, not a curated record.
AUGACCGUUUCAUACACCCUCAAAGUGGCGGAGGCCCGCUUUGGAGGCUUCUCUGGGCUGCUUCUCCGCUGGAGAGGAAGCAUCUACAAGCUUCUUUACAAGGAGUUCCUACUCUUCGCCGUCCUUUAUGCUCUGCUCAGCAUCACCUACCGGCUGCUGCUGACCCCGGAGCAGAGGCACGUGUAUGCUCAGGUGGCCCGAUACUGCAACCGCUCUGCGGACCUCAUCCCCUUGUCCUUUGUCCUGGGUUUCUAUGUGACAUUGGUGGUGAACCGCUGGUGGGCCCAGUAUACAAGCAUCCCACUGCCAGACCAGCUGAUGUGCGUCAUCUCGGCCAGCGUGCACGGCCUGGACCAGCAUGGCCGCCUGCUGCGCCGCACCCUUGUCCGCUAUGCCAACCUGGCGUCAGUGCUAGUGCUGCGCUCAGUCAGCACCCGGGUGCUCAAGCGCUUCCCCACCAUGGAGCACGUGGUGGAUGCAGGUUUCAUGUCUCAGGAAGAAAGGAAAAAGUUUGAGAGCCUGAAAUCUGACUUCAACAAGUACUGGGUCCCCUGCGUCUGGUUCACCAACCUGGCGGCCCAGGCCCGGAGGGACGGGCGAAUCCGUGAUGACAUUGCACUCUGCCUGCUCCUGGAAGAGCUGAACAAGUACCGAGCCAAGUGCAGCAUGCUGUUUCACUAUGACUGGAUCAGCAUCCCUCUUGUCUACACCCAAGUGGUGACCAUAGCAGUAUACUCCUUCUUUGCCCUUUCCUUGGUUGGCCGCCAGUUUGUGGAGCCAGAGGCAGGCGCUGCCAAACCUCAGGAAUCUCUGGAGCCAGGGCCAGUGUUGGGGGACCUGGACAUGUAUGUGCCUCUCACCACUCUGCUGCAGUUCUUCUUCUAUGCUGGCUGGCUCAAGGUAGCUGAACAGAUCAUCAACCCGUUUGGUGAGGAUGAUGAUGACUUUGAAACCAACCAGCUCAUUGACCGCAACUUGCAGGUGUCCCUGCUAUCUGUGGAUGACAUGUACCAGAAUCUGCCCCCCGCCGAGAAGGACCUGUACUGGGGCGAAGACUCGGUGCAACCGCCCUACACUGUGGCUACGAUGGCUGAGUCGCUGAGGCCUUCCUUCCGGGGCUCCACUUUCAACCUCCGCAUGAGCGACGACCCGGAGCAGAGCCUGCAGGUGGAGGUGGCCCCUGGGUUGGCUCGGCCGGUGCCCGCCGCGCAGACCCCACUGCUCAGCCGCGUCCUGGGCGCAGGAGCACCCUCCCCCGCCGUCAGUCUCCGGAACUUCGGCUGCGCACGAGGACCUCCCCGGACCCCUCGUCCGCUGCGCUCCCAGGCGGAGGAGGGCGGCGACACCGAGGCCGCGGACUGCAUCGAGGAGGUGGCGGGUCCUCGGGGUUAGGCCUGGGAGCCCUGAACAGAGACAGCCGGGGCCUAGGCUGCCCUCAGGCCUGACACCCACCUCCCCGCCGCCCCCACCCCCCUUCCGCCUCUCGCCCCUCACUGCUCACUUCCUGGGCAGUGCCAGUCCCGCACCCUGUUAGAGCAGCACUUUUUGUGCUCGGAGCCGGAGCAUUUAGGGGCGAGGAAGAUGAACGAGGAAGAUGGUGGUAAGGGCCUGAGCCAAGGCUGGGAAUGUGUCCACUUUGGCGGGAGAAGGUAGGACGGAUUGUUUGGGGAGGUGAAGCUGGAAGGAUACAUGGGACGAGGCGCAGAGGACUACAGCCCAGGUGCAGUUAAUUUCAUCGGCAUUGGGGGGCCAGGCAAGUUCUCAGGCUUGCAGGAGCAUCAGCAUUGCUGAAGGGCUUAUUAAAAAGUUCCAGGUACCACUCCCAAUGUUUCUGAUUUAUUAGAUGUGAAAUGGAGCUCAAGGAUUACAAUUUGAGUCAUACAUAAGAUAUUUAGUAUAUGCCCUAUCCUGAUCACCUUACUUUGAAAGAGAGAUCAAAGUGUGUGGGUUGGGCACUUUUGAUCUGAAAUGUUCAAUUUUCUUGUUUACAAUGAUAAUAUAUUUAUAAUUUGUGAAGUUACAAUUGUUUAAAACUUAAUCGGCAUGCUAUGUGGUGAGGUAAAGAUAAGGGUUUAGCCCACCGGUGUAGCUCAGUGAUUGAGCAUGGACCCCUGCACCAAGAGGUUGCCAGUUUGAUUCCUAGUCAGG